AUGGCUCGAGCACCGAGUCGUAGACCUUCCAACGCAGAGGACGACUUUUGGCAUCAACACUACAACCCUCUGUACAACCCGGUACAAACCAAGCCGGUAUUAGUCCACCAGCGGAACACGUACGACCGCCAUGUUUUCGCAGAGCGACCGUAUCUUGGAGCACUGCUGUUUGACAACAAUGACUCUGAUGCCAGAGACCAUUGCGCUGCAGAACGCACUUUCUUGUCGUGGUUAAGGCUGGCAACAUAUAUGGCCAUCGUGGCCGUAGCGAUUCUCAUCUCUUUCCACUUGAAGCACACCCCGACACCCAUUGAAAGGCGAGUUGCCCUGCCAUUCGGUGUCGUCUUCUGGCUCCUCGCACUCGCUUGCCUUGCGUCCGGCGUCACCAAUUACAUCAAGACGGUUAGUCGAUACAGCAGGCGGCAAGCACUUGUGCAGAGUGGCGCCGGAACGCAACUGGUGUUCACAGUUGUGGCCGCAGCCAUCGUAGCUGCGUGUAUUCUGUUCUUGAGUACGAAUGCAAGCACAAAGUGAUUAACGCAAGUUCCACAUUUAGUCCGCAGCGGAGCCGUCAGGAUCGUCCAGCAAUCUUAAUGCGCAUCUGCGUGCCUUCCGUCUUCAGCGAAUCCGCCACGGAAAGUCCCGUGCCGGAUCCGUCUCCCCGCAGCUUUUGCGAGCUUCAUCCUUCGAAUGGGAGAAAGCUGAGUUGAUACGUCCUCCGAAACUGUGGGCCAAUUGCAAGAUGGCAACUACGAACGCAGCCCCGGCAGU
Molecule: messenger RNA, 771 nt
Organism: Baudoinia panamericana UAMH 10762
Lineage: Eukaryota; Fungi; Ascomycota; Dothideomycetes; Mycosphaerellales; Teratosphaeriaceae
Exons: 4
Coding region: 1-534 (177 amino acids)
Source: RefSeq, a predicted model, not a curated record